Molecule: messenger RNA, 2028 nt
Organism: Trichoderma atroviride IMI 206040
Lineage: Eukaryota; Fungi; Ascomycota; Sordariomycetes; Hypocreales; Hypocreaceae
Source: RefSeq, a predicted model, not a curated record
GACUAUACGCAUUUGACCGACUUGCUGCAAAAUGAGGCUGAGCUCGACUUGCAGCUCAAAUGCACAUUCGAUUACUCUCGGUCGCCGGGCGCCGGAAAGAGAACUUCAUCUCGGUUACCCAAAUAUGCAAUUCCAUGCACCAUUUCGAUCAUUAUCUAUGGUCCCUUUGAGAUGCUCACUGACAUUGGCAACUUCUUCCAAACCUGCGAGAUGUAUUUGCAAGAUCCCAGCGAUUGCGAUAGAAAUGUUAGAUAUUGCAACCCUCAUCGUCUUUCAUCGAUCGACUUUAGCUCAUGUCCUUGGACAUCAGAUCUUGAGACUCAUCUAAACAACCUCAUUGAGAUGAAGCCACUCUCUUCAAUGCCGGAGCUAUUAGAUGUCCUAGAGUCGUCAGAGAAGCUUCCAGAGGCGAUGCAGCCGGAUGCUAUUCAAACUCGCUUAGAAAGACACCAAAGACAAGCAUUGACAUUCAUGCUUCGGCGGGAGCGUGGAUGGGCUCUUGAUGGUAGUCGGCCGGAUCUAUGGGAGUAUAUGGAAAGCGGUCAGAGACACUGGUUUGUCAACCACGUGUCAAAUGCAUAUCAAGAUGAAGAGCCAGAAGAAUUUUCUGGUGGAAUCAUUGCAGAUCCAAUGGGACUUGGGAAGACACUUACCAUGAUAUCCUUGGUAGCAACCGAUGUUCAGCCUCACGAGCCCGUCAUGGAUAUUGAUGACGUUGUAACUUCAGCUACGACUCUAAUCAUUGUUCCACCACCAUUACUCGGUACCUGGGAAGAACAGUUAUCAGAUUCUGGAACCCUGAAUUGGUGUCGUCACCAUGGGAAAACAAAACUCUCGGGAAACAUGCUCUAUAAUGGCAUCAACAUAGUCUUGACAACAUAUCAUACAGUGUCAGCGGAGUGGAAGUCUCAUGGUGAACAUUCGCCAUCAAUUCUGUUCUCCACUCGCUGGAGACGUGUGAUACUUGAUGAAGCGCAUUUUAUUCGUAACAGCUCCUCUCAAUUGACCCGUGCAACAUGCGCUAUCAAUGCCGCUGCUCGAUGGGCAGUAACGGGUACACCGAUCCAAAAUCGGUUGUCAGAUCUAACAACGCUUUUAAGUUUCCUCAGAGUGUAUCCAUACUCAUAUCGGAAGCAUUUCGACGCCGACAUCACCAAUUUAUGGAAGGAGGGAAAUGCUGACGAGGCGUUGAAGAGACUGAAGAGGCUCGCGGCUUAUCUCAUUUUACGGCGGACGCAGAACACAAUACAGCUUCCCUUACGACGUGAUCUACAAUGCGCCGUCGAGUUCACAGAUGCAGAAAGGGAGGUUUAUGAGGAAAUUCGAAACACAACAAUCGCCCGUAUUGACGAUAUGUUAUAUGAGAGCAACGAUGACGCACGCCCUCUCGAAUACAUCAAUGUUCUUCAGCAGAUCGAGGCCAUGCGCAUGGUAUGCAACCUGGGACUACACUACCAUGGCCGUCGGAAUCUUGGAGCAAUAGCGCAAAACAAGCUGGAUAACUGGGCGACUGCUGCUCAACAAACCUUUAACCUCCAGGGUGAAAUGGGCGGCAUGCAGUGCCGAUACUGCUUUACUGUUGCCGAUACGUCUGCUAGCUUGUUGAACGACACUCAAAGCCAACAGCCAUUUCAAUUAUCAAAAUGUCUGCAGCUUAUUUGUUUCGACUGCAUCAACAUGAAACAGCCUAUUGAUUGCGGACAUAGCCCUCCAUGCGAUUUUGCACGGGUCUAUUUAAAUGCUAAUAACUUGGAAGAGACAUCUUUGCCUACGAAUCACUUUGAACACGCAGCAUCCUUGCCCCAGACCCUGAAGUUUCCACCGAAAGUAACGGCUCUUGUAGCUCAGCUAAAAACCCUUCCACCGGGUGUUAAAAGGUUGACACUCACUGUGGCUUCACAUGCUUUCCUUAUGGAGCCCCACUGGAAUCCAACAUUAGAAGAUCAGGCUCUGGCUCGUAUUUAUCGACUUGGCCAAAGAAACGAAGUUACCACCGUUCGCUUCUACGUGCGGGAUUCUUUCGAACAG